Molecule: messenger RNA, 2005 nt
Organism: Cynara cardunculus var. scolymus (artichoke)
Lineage: Eukaryota; Viridiplantae; Streptophyta; Magnoliopsida; Asterales; Asteraceae
Product: LEC14B protein
Exons: 10
Coding region: 334-1803 (489 amino acids)
Biological process (GO): proteasome-mediated ubiquitin-dependent protein catabolic process
Cellular component (GO): Cul4-RING E3 ubiquitin ligase complex
Molecular function (GO): protein binding
Source: RefSeq, a predicted model, not a curated record
AUUCAAUCAAUUUCGUUCCUAAUUUCUUCAAUUACAGUUUUGAUUUCUCGAUAUUUAUGUAACUGUUGCUGUUUUUGUGGUAGUUUAUCUUGUAAUUUUGGGGGUUUAAAUUGCCAAAUCGGUCUAUUCAUUUUGUGUUAUUAGUUCUUGUUGCUGAUUACAUUUAGGGUUUAUAGUUUGUGUUGUAGUAUGUUUGAGAGUUCCUUGAUUUUGUGGUUACUAGGCUUCUUUCAGCUUGAUGAACAAGUCAACAACCAUAGAAAUGGUUUUGCAAGCUGAAAAAUUGGGGAUGAUAUCUAAGACUCCGAUCAUUUAUAAAGUGUUUCUGUUAAAAUGUUCUUUAGGGCUUGGAAUACCGCUAUAGGUGACAUGGGAUACGCUCUUAGUAGAUUGGAGAUAGACCCGGAUUUUUCCGACAGUGAAUCCUCUCCGGUCGGAGAUGAUAAUAACAGUCCUCAACCUUCGUCACAGAACGAUCUCGAGCAUGAAGUUGCUCAGCUUACGAAGCUCGGUUCUACACCCCAUGACCGGUUGCAAAGGGUUCUUCCACGGAGGCAGGAGUUUCCUGUUUCACCGGUGAAGAUGUUAGCGGGUCGAGAAGGGAAUUAUUCCGGCAGAGGAAGGUUCUCUGCAGCAGAUCGGUGUCACCUUUUAAACAAAUAUUUGCCUGUUAAAGGUCCUUCGAUAAUUGACCAAUUGACUACUCGGGCUUACGUCUCGCAAUUUUCAACCGAUGGUUCCCUUUUUGUUGCUGCAUUUCAGGGAAGCCACAUUAAAAUUUAUAAUGCUGAAAAGGGGUGGAAGCUUCAGAAGAAUAUUGUUGCCAAAAGCUUGCGCUGGACAGUAACUGAUACGUCUCUUUCACCAGAUAAACGUUUCUUGGUUUAUGCCACUAUGUCUCCUAUUGUCAACAUUGUUAAUAUUGGAUCUGCUGCAACAGAGUCUCAUGCAAAUGUCACGGAGAUCCAUGAAGGCUUAGAAUUUUCUGCUGAUGAUGAAGAGGGGUAUUCGUUUGGAAUUUUUUCCGUGAAAUUUUCUAAUGAUGGUAGAGAACUUGUAGCUGGAAGUAGUGAUGAUUCGAUAUAUGUUUAUGAUAUUGAAGCAAACAGGCUUUCCCUUCGAAUACAAGCACAUACGUCAGAUGUAAACAGCGUAUGCUUUGCCGAUGAAGCCAGCCAUCUGAUAUAUUCAGGGAGUGAUGAUAAUCUCUGUAAGGUUUGGGACAGACGCUGUUUCAGAUCAAAAGGAAAGCCUGCUGGAAUUCUGAUGGGACACCUAGAAGGAAUUACAUUUCUUGACAGCCGUGGGGAUGGUCGUUAUUUCAUUUCAAAUGGGAAGGAUCAGACAAUCAAGCUUUGGGAUAUCCGAAAAAUGUCUUCUAAUGCCACUCGCACUCCGGGGUUCAGGAACUAUGAAUGGGAUUAUAGAUGGAUGGACUACCCACUUCGGGCACGAGAUGUGAAGCAUCCAUGUGACCAAUCUGUUGCCACAUAUAAAGGUCAUUCAGUAUUGCGUACAUUAAUCCGCUGCUACUUUUCACCAGAAUAUGGCACCGGCCAGAAGUACAUUUAUACCGGAUCUCAUGAUUCUUGUGUUUAUGUUUAUGAUUUGGUGAGUGGAGCGCAAGUUGCAAGGCUCGUGCACCAUAAGUCAACCGUACGAGAUUGCAGUUGGCACCCUCAUUAUCCGAUGCUCGUUAGUUCUUCAUUCGAUGGAGAUAUUGCCAAGUGGGAAUUCCCGGGUAACGGAGAGACCCCGAUUCCCACGAACAAUAGUAGGCCUCGAAGACGGCAUUUUGAUUGAAUACUCUUUGAAAUCCGUAAGUUGUUCUUUCGCUUCGGUGAACAAUAUAAUGAACAAAUGAAUUAAGGAAACGAGGAAAUGACUUUUUGUUGUUGUGCAGAAAAAGAUUGUAUAUAAAUCAUAAAUUCUUUUUCCAUUGGUAUAAUUGAAUCUUCUUUUAUAUAUGUAAAAUUAUAUGUCCAAAAUGAUGCUAUUAUGCACA